GGCAGGGGGAUCGGGGCGGAGAGAGCCUCGGGGAAGGAGGGGAUGAGAGUUGGGGAGAGCGGCGCGGGGAGGAGGCGGCGGCGGCGGCGGCGGCGGCGGCGGCGAGCGAGGAGCCAGCGCCGGGGCCAGCGGUCCAACUGCCCGGAGCCACCAUCAUGGUGAAGAGGAAGAGCUCCGAAGGCCAGGAGCAGGACAGCGGCCGCGGCAUCCCGCUGCCCAUCCAGACCUUCCUGUGGCGCCAAACCAGUGCAUUUUUGAGGCCUAAACUUGGGAAGCAAUAUGAAGCCUCUUGUGUGUCUUUUGAACGUGUAUUGGUAGAAAACAAGCUUCAUGGCCUCUCUCCAGCCCUCUCUGAAGCCAUCCAGAGCAUUUCCAGAUGGGAGCUGGUGCAAGCUGCUUUGCCUCACGUCCUGCACUGCACUGCAACUCUGCUUUCAAACAGAAACAAGCUAGGCCACCAGGAUAAAUUAGGUGUCGCUGAAACAAAGCUCCUUCACACCCUCCACUGGAUGCUCUUAGAAGCCCCUCAAGACUGCAACAGUGAGCGGUUUGGGGGCACAGACCGAGGCUCGAGCUGGGGUGGCAGCAGUAGUGCUUUCAUCCAUCAGGUUGAAAACCAGGGUUCUCCCGUGCAGCCUUGCCAAAGCAGCUCCAACGAUGAAGAAGAAAACAGCCGAAGAAAAAUCUUCCAGAACUCAAUGGCUACUGUGGAGCUCUUUGUGUUUCUGUUUGCUCCUCUGGUGCACAGAAUCAAGGAGUCUGAUCUCACAUUUCGGCUAGCCAGUGGGCUUGUAAUAUGGCAACCCAUGUGGGAGCACAGACAGCCCGAAGUCUCUGGCUUCACAGCACUGGUGAAGCCCAUCAGGAAUAUCAUUACAGCUAAGAGAAGCUCUCCUUCUUCUAACAGUCAAAGUCAGACCUGUGAAUCCCUCAAUCAGGACACAAGACCCCAAGAGGGACUCCAGGUUGUUUGUGAAACAUUCCAGUCACAUUCCAUCUCGCCCAAGGCCACCAUAUCUGGCUGCCACAGAGGGAACUCCUUUGAUGGAAGUCUGUCAUCCCAAACUUCCCAGGAGAGAGGACCUUCACAUUCCAGGAGCUCCCUUGUGAUACCUCCAUGCCAAAGGUCUCGCUAUGCCACUUACUUUGACGUUGCUGUGCUCCGCUGCCUACUCCAGCCCCAUUGGUCCGAGGAGGGAACUCAGUGGUCUCUGAUGUACUACCUACAAAGGUUACGUCACAUGUUGGAAGAGAAGCCAGAAAAAACCCCUGAUCCAGAUGUUCCUCUCCUGCCCAGACCUCGGAGUAGCUCCAUGGUGGCAGCAGCUCCCUCACUAGUGAACACUCACAAAACACAAGAUCUCACCAUGAAGUGUAACGAAGAGGAGAAAUCUCUCAGCCCCGAAGCCUUUUCUAAAGUUUCACUAACAAACCUACGUAGGUCUGCAGUUCCAGAUCUUUCUUCAGAUCUUGGCAUGAACAUUUUUAAGAAGUUUAAGAGCCGUAAAGAAGACCGAGAGAGGAAAGGUUCCAUCCCAUUCCACCACACAGGAAAGAGGCGGCCUCGGAGAAUGGGUGUGCCCUUCCUGCUCCAUGAAGACCACCUGGAUGUAUCCCCUACCCGCAGCACAUUCUCCUUUGGGAGUUUCUCUGGACUUGGAGAAGACAGGAGAAGCAUUGAAAAAGGAGGCUGGCAAACCACCAUCUUAGGGAAAUUUACCCGGCGAGGCAGUUCGGAUGCAGCCACUGAAAUGGAGAGUCUCAGUGCCAGGCACUCACACUCACACCACACCCUGAUGAGCGACCUGCCUGACCAUUCCAAUAGCCAUGGAGAAAACACCGUCAAGGAAGUGCGAUCCCAGAUCUCAACUAUAACGGUUGCAACCUUCAAUACCACACUGGCAUCAUUCAACGUAGGCUAUGCAGAUUUUUUCAGUGAGCAUAUGAGGAAGCUCUGCAACCAGGUGCCUAUCCCAGAGAUGCCACAUGAACCACUGGCAUGUGCAAACCUGCCUCGAAGUCUCACAGACUCCUGCAUAAACUAUAGUUACUUGGAGGACACAGAACAUAUUGAUGGAACCAAUAACUUUGUCCACAAGAAUGGAAUGCUUGAUCUAUCUGUGGUGCUGAAAGCUGUUUAUCUUGUCCUUAACCAUGACAUCAGCUCUCGCAUCUGUGAUGUGGCACUGAACAUUGUUGAAUGUUUGCUUCAACUCGGUGUGGUACCCUGUGUAGAAAAGAACAGAAAAAAGAGUGAAAAUAAGGAAAAUGAAAUGAUGGAAAAAAGACCAAGUGAGGGGACUUUCCAAUUCAAAGCCGUGUCUGGAAGUUCCCCCUGUGGAUUUGGGGGCCCUUCUGUUAGUGGAGCUGGAGAUGGCGGAGGAGAAGAAGGAGGAGGUGGUGAUGGAGGAGGUGGAGGAGGCGAUGGAGGAGGAGGUGGAGGAGGUGGCGGUGGCCCUUUUGAGAAGAAUGAUAAGAACCAGAAGGAUGAAAGUACGCCUGUAAGCAACCAUAGGCUUGCUUUAACCAUGCUCAUUAAAAUAGUAAAGUCUUUGGGAUGUGCCUAUGGUUGUGGAGAAGGACACCGGGGGCUCUCUGGAGAUCGUCUGAGACACCAGGUAUUCCGAGAGAAUGCCCAGAACUGCCUUACUAAGCUAUACAAGCUAGAUAAGAUGCAGUUCCGACAAACCAUGAGAGACUAUGUGAACAAGGACUCUUUAAAUAAUGUAGUGGACUUCUUGCAUGCUUUGCUAGGAUUUUGUAUGGAACCAGUCACUGACAACAAGGCUGGGUUUGGAAAUAACUUCACUACCGUGGACAACAAAUCCACAGCCCAAAAUGUGGAAGGCAUUAUCGUCAGUGCCAUGUUUAAAUCUCUCAUCACACGCUGCGCUUCGACCACACAUGAAUUGCACAGCCCUGAGAAUCUGGGACUUUAUUGUGACAUUCGUCAACUUGUCCAGUUUAUCAAAGAGGCUCAUGGAAAUGUCUUCAGGAGAGUAGCCCUCAGUGCUUUGCUUGACAGUGCUGAAAAGUUGGCACCAGGGAAAAAGAUUGAGGAGAAUGAGCAAGAAUCCAAGCCUGUAGGCAGUAAAAGGUCAGAGGCAGGAAGCAUUAUGGACAAAGGCCAGAUGUCUUCUGCGCCUGAGGAAUGUCGCAGCUUCAUGUCCGGUCGCCCAUCACAGACUCCAGAACAUGAUGAACAGAUGCAAGGAGGCAACCUGGGGCGAAAAGAUUUCUGGCGCAAAAUGUUCAAAUCCCAGAGUGCAGCAAGUGAUACCAGCAGCCAAUCUGAGCAGGACACUUCAGAAUGCACCACUGCCCAUUCAGGGACCACCUCUGACCGGCGUGCCCGCUCACGAUCCCGUAGAAUUUCCCUUCGGAAGAAACUUAAACUCCCCAUAGGUAAAAGAAGCUGGCUGAAACGAUCCUCCCUCUCGGGCCUGGCAGAUGGCGUGGAGGACCUCCUGGACAUCAGCUCUGUGGACCGCCUGUCCUUCAUCAGGCAAAGUUCCAAGGUCAAAUUCACCAGUAAUGUGAAGCUUUCAGAAGGUGGACCAGGAAGUGGAAUGGAAAAUGGAAGAGAUGAUGAGGAAAAUUUCUUUAAGCGACUUGGUUGCCACAGUUUUGAUGACCAUCUAUCUUCCAACCAAGAUGGUGGAAAAAGCAAAAAUGUUGUCAAUCUUGGAGCAAUUCGACAAGGCAUGAAGCGCUUUCAAUUUCUGUUAAAUUGCUGUGAACCGGGGACAAUUCCUGAUGCAUCCAUCUUGGCAGCUGCAUUGGAUCUUGAAGCGCCUGUGGUUGCCAGAGCCGCUCUGUUCCUGGAAUGUGCUCGGUUUGUUCAUCGCUGCAACCGGGGCAACUGGCCAGAAUGGAUGAAAGGACAUCACGUGAACAUCACUAAAAAGGGUCUGUCGAGAGGACGGUCUCCCAUCGUGGGCAACAAGCGGAACCAGAAGCUGCAGUGGAAUGCUGCCAAACUCUUCUACCAAUGGGGAGACGCAAUUGGCAUUAGAUUAAAUGAGUUGUGCCAUGGGGAAAGUGAGAGUCCAGCCAACCUCCUGGGUCUUAUCUAUGAUGAGGAGACGAAGAGGAGACUGAGAAAGGAGGAUGAGGAGGAAGACUUUUUAGAUGACAGUACUGUGAAUCCCUCUAAAUGUGGCUGCCCCUUUGCUUUGAAGAUGGCAGCAUGCCAACUUCUCCUGGAGAUUACCACUUUCCUGAGAGAGACCUUUUCUUGCUUACCCAGACCACGCACUGAACCUUUGGUGGACUUGGAGAGCUGCAGACUUCGUUUGGAUCCUGAAUUGGAUAGACAUAGAUACGAGAGAAAGAUCAGCUUUGCUGGGGUCCUGGAUGAAAAUGAAGACUCAAAAGAUUCUCUCCACAGUAGUAGCCACACCCUCAAAUCAGAUGCAGGUGCUGAGGAGAAGAAAGAAGGAAGUCCUUGGAGUGCAAGUGAGCCCAGCAUUGAGCCAGAAGGAAUAAGUACUGCUGGUACAGAGGAAAAUUACCACAGGAACAUGUCAUGGCUUCAUGUCAUGAUAUUGCUGUGCAAUCAGCAGAGCUUCAUCUGCACUCACGUUGACUACUGCCAUCCACACUGCUACCUGCACCACAGUCGUUCCUGUGCCCGGCUGGUAAGGGCCAUUAAGCUACUCUAUGGAGACACCGUGGACUCCCUCCGGGAAAGCAACAACACCACCAAUGUGGCUCUCCGGGGCAAAAAACAGAAAGAGUGCUCAGAUAAAUCCUGCCUGAGGACACCUUCAUUGAAGAAGAGAGUUUCAGAUGCUAACCUGGAGGGGAAAAAGGAUUCAGGAAUGCUGAAAUACAUCAGACUGCAGGUGAUGAGCCUUUCGCCUGCUCCCCUAUCUCUGUUGAUCAAGGCAGCACCAAUUCUGACUGAGGAGAUGUAUGGAGACAUCCAGCCAGCAGCCUGGGAACUGCUUCUCAGCAUGGAUGAGCACAUGGCAGGGGCAGCAGCUGCCAUGUUUCUGCUCUGUGCGGUGAAAGUCCCCGAUGCUGUGUCAGACAUGCUGAUGUCAGAGUUCCACCACCCAGAGACUGUGCAGAGACUGAACGCAGUUCUGAAGUUCCACACGCUCUGGAGGUUUCGCUAUCAGGUCUGGCCCCGGAUGGAGGAGGGAGCACAACAGAUUUUUAAGAUACCACCACCCAGUAUAAAUUUCACCCUGCCCUCACCAGUGCUUGGAAUGCCUUCGGUCCCAAUGUUUGACCCCCCAUGGGUCCCUCAGUGCAGUGGGAGUGUCCAGGACCCCAUUAAUGAAGACCAAUCUAAAUCCUUUUCAGCUCGAGCUGUGUCCCGUUCCCACCAAAGGGCAGAACACAUCUUGAAGAACUUGCAACAGGAGGAAGAAAAGAAACGACUUGGUCGAGAAGCCAGUCUUAUCACUGCCAUCCCUAUCACCCAGGAGGCUUGCUAUGAACCCACAUGUACUCCUAACUCUGAGCCAGAAGAAGAAGUAGAAGAAGUCACCAAUCUGGCAUCGCGUCGACUGUCUGUCAGUCCAUCCUGUACCUCCAGCACUUCUCACAGGAAUUACUCCUUCCGCAGAGGAUCAGUCUGGUCUGUGCGUUCAGCUGUCAGUGCUGAAGAUGAGGAGCACACCACUGAACACACUCCAAACCACCACGUGCCUCAGCCCCCACAGGCAGUGUUCCCAGCAUGCAUCUGUGCAGCAGUACUUCCCAUUGUUCACUUGAUGGAGGAUGGUGAAGUGCGAGAAGAUGGAGUAGCAGUGAGUGCUGUGGCCCAGCAAGUUCUGUGGAAUUGUCUAAUUGAAGAUCCAUCUACAGUUCUUCGGCAUUUCCUGGAAAAACUAACCAUCAGCAAUAGACAAGAUGAAUUGAUGUACAUGCUGCGCAAACUUCUCUUGAAUAUUGGAGACUUUCCUGCUCAAACAUCUCACAUCCUUUUCAACUACUUGGUGGGAUUGAUCAUGUACUUCGUUCGAACCCCUUGUGAAUGGGGGAUGGAUGCCAUUUCAGCCACCCUGACAUUCCUCUGGGAGGUGGUGGGUUAUGUGGAGGGUCUGUUCUUCAAGGAUCUGAAGCAGACAAUGAAGAAAGAGCAAUGUGAGGUCAAGCUCCUGGUGACCGCAUCCAUGCCAGGUACCAAAACCUUAGUAGUUCACGGACAGAAUGAAUGUGACAUCCCAACCCAGUUACCAGUUCAUGAAGAUACUCAGUUUGAAGCCCUGUUAAAGGAGUGCCUGGAGUUUUUUAAUAUACCAGAAUCUCAGUCUACCCAUUACUUUCUCAUGGAUAAACGAUGGAAUCUGAUCCACUACAAUAAGACGUUUGUUCGGGAUAUUUACCCUUUCCGAAGGUCAGUAUCUCCACAGCUGAAUCUCGUACAUAUGCAUCCCGAGAAGGGCCAGGAGCUUAUUCAGAAACAGGUGUUCACUCGGAAGCUGGAGGAAGUAGGACGUGUUUUGUUUCUCAUUUCCCUUACCCAGAAGAUCCCCACAGCCCACAAACAGUCCCAUGUCUCCAUGCUCCAGGAAGACCUCCUCCGGCUGCCUUCCUUCCCACGAAGUGCAAUUGAUGCUGAAUUUUCACUCUUCAGUGAUCCUCAAGCUGGAAAGGAGCUGUUUGGCCUUGAUACUCUUCAGAAAAGCUUGUGGAUUCAACUCCUUGAGGAGAUGUUCCUGGGCAUGCCGAGCGAGUUUCCCUGGGGAGAUGAAAUCAUGCUCUUCCUCAACGUUUUUAAUGGGGCUCUGAUCCUGCACCCCGAAGACAGUGCCCUGCUCAGACAGUAUGCUGCCACGGUCAUCAACAGUGCUGUGCACUUCAACCACCUCUUCUCUCUCAGUGGCUACCAGUGGAUUCUCCCCACCAUGUUGCAGGUAUACUCUGACUAUGAAAGCAACCCACAGUUGCGUCAAGCCAUAGAAUUUGCCUGCCAUCAGUUCUACAUUCUACACCGGAAGCCCUUUGUGCUCCAGCUCUUUGCCAGUGUGGCCCCCCUCCUGGAGUUUCCUGAUGCUGCCAACAAUGGACGCAGCAAAGGAGUGUCUGCUCAGUGCCUGUUUGACUUGCUGCAGUCUCUGGAGGGAGACACCACUGACAUCCUGGACAUCCUGGAGCUGGUCAAAGCGGAGAAGCCUCUUAAGUCAUUAGAUUUCUGCUAUGGAAAUGAAGACCUGACAUUCUCUAUAAGUGAAGCCAUCAAGCUCUGUGUUACUGUUGUGGCAUAUGCUCCUGAAUCAUUCAGAAGUCUUCAGAUGCUGAUGGUGUUGGAAGCUUUAGUGCCCUGCUACCUACAAAAACUCAAAAGGCAAACAUCACAAGUGGAGACGGUUCCUGCUGCUCGAGAAGAGAUUGCAGCCACAGCAGCUCUUGCCACAUCCCUCCAGGCCCUCCUGUACAGCGUGGAGGUCCUCACCAGGCCCAUGACAGCACCACAGAUGAGCAGGUGUGACCAGGGUCACAAAGGGACCACAGCAGCCAAUCACACCAUAUCUUCUGGGGUGAAUACCAGGUACCAGGAACAAGGUGCCAAACUGCACUUUAUCAGGGAAAACCUUCACUUACUAGAGGAAGGGCAGGGCCUUCCUAGAGAGGAACUUGAUGAGCGAAUUGCUCGGGAGGAGUUCAGAAGACCCCGGGAGUCUCUGCUGAACAUUUGCACCGAAUUCUACAAGCACUGUGGACCAAGGCUGAAGAUCUUGCAAAAUCUUGCUGGGGAACCUCGGGUCACUGCCCUAGAGUUGCUGGAUGUGAAGUCACACAUGAGGUUGGCAGAAAUAGCACACUCCCUUUUGAAGCUUGCACCAUAUGAUACUCAGACGAUGGAGAGCCGAGGGCUCCGGCGCUACAUCAUGGAGAUGCUCCCCAUUACCGACUGGACAGCUGAAGCAGUGAGGCCAGCCCUUAUCCUCAUUUUAAAGAGGCUGGACAGAAUGUUCAACAAGAUUCAUAAGAUGCCUACUUUGAGGCGACAGGUUGAGUGGGAGCCUGCCAGCAAUUUGAUUGAAGGGGUUUGUUUGACACUUCAGAGGCAGCCAAUCAUAUCCUUCCUGCCUCACCUUAGGUCACUGAUCAAUGUCUGUGUCAAUCUGGUGAUGGGAGUGGUAGGACCUUCCAGUGUUGCUGAUGGAUUACCCCUUCUUCAUCUCAGCCCUUAUCUCUCACCACCUCUGCCCUUCAGCACAGCUGUUGUCCGGCUUGUAGCAUUGCAGAUACAGGCCUUAAAAGAAGAUUUUCCUUUAAGCCAUGUGAUCUCCCCGUUCACCAAUCAAGAGCGAAGGGAGGGGAUGCUUUUAAAUCUACUCAUCCCAUUUGUGCUCACAGUAGGAUCUGGAAGCAAAGAUAGUCCCUGGCUGGAGCAACCUGAGGUGCAGCUGUUGCUGCAGACCGUCAUUAAUGUGCUUCUGCCACCCCGGAUCAUCAGCACGUCCAGGAGUAAGAAUUUCAUGUUGGAGAGUUCUCCUGCCCACUGCUCCACCCCCGGGGAUGCAGGGAAAGACCUGCGGAGGGAAGGGCUAGCAGAGUCCACUAGCCAAGCAGCAUAUCUGGCACUGAAGGUGAUUCUCGUCUGCUUUGAGAGGCAGCUGGGAAGCCAGUGGUACUGGCUGAGCCUCCAGGUGAAGGAGAUGGCGCUGAGGAAGGUGGGAGGCCUGGCCCUGUGGGACUUCCUGGACUUCAUCGUGCGGACCCGAAUACCCAUAUUUGUGCUCUUACGCCCUUUCAUCCAGUGCAAGCUUCUCGCCCAGCCAGCAGAGAAUCAUGAAGAACUCUCUGCCCGGCAACACAUCGCAGACCAGCUGGAGCGACGCUUCAUACCUCGCCCUCUCUGUAAGAGCUCCCUCAUCGCUGAGUUCAACAGUGAGCUAAAAAUUCUGAAAGAGGCAGUUCACAGUGGAUCAGCCUAUCAAGGGAAGACGUCCAUCAGUACCGUGGGUACCUCCACUUCUGCUUACCGCCUGAGCCUGGCCACCAUGUCCCGCUCCAAUACGGGCACCGGCACUGUCUGGGAGCAGGACAGUGAACCCUCCCAGCAAGCUUCACAGGACACCCUGAGCCGGACCGAUGAGGAAGAUGAGGAAAAUGAUUCUGUGAGCAUGCCCAGUGUGGUAAGUGAACAAGAAGCUUACCUCCUGAGUACCAUUGGAGGAAGGAGGCGGUUUUCCAGCCACGUCUCUAGCAUGUCUGCACCUCAGGCUGAGGUGGGCAUGUUACCCAGCCAAAGUGAACCUAAUGUCCUCGAUGACUCCCAGGGCCUGGCCGCCGAGGGCAGCCUCUCUAGGGUGGCAAGUGUACAGAGUGAACCUGGCCAACAGAAUCUCCUCAUUCAGCAGCCUCUGGGGAGGAAGAGGGGCUUAAGACAACUAAGACGUCCUCUGCUUUCACGUCAGAAGACUCAGACUGAACCCAAAAACCGGCAUGCGGCUCGGCUGUCAACCACUCGCAGGAGCAUUCAACCUAAAACGAAGCCAGCUGCAGAUCAGAAGCGGUCUGUGACCUUCAUUGAAACGCAGCCGGAGCCAGUAGUUGCCCCAACAGAUACACUUCCUGCUGGGGGCCCACCGCAGGGCUGUAGUCCAGCCCCACAUAAGAAACCAGAGGGAGUAGACAAACCAGUUCUUACUUCUUCACCUGCUAUUGUUGUUGCUGAUCUACACAGCCUGUCUCCCAAGCAGAGUGAGGCCCUGCACACUGAAGAAGAAAAGAAGGAGGACGCAGAAGUACAGGGGGCCACAGCACACAGUCUUCUCUCUGCUCAACUUGCAGCCCCUGAUGACUUCUCCGGCCUUGAGACAUCCAUCCUCUUACAGCAUGGAGAUACCGUCCUACACAUCAAUGAGGAGAGUGGCAUGGAGAAUCCCCUGCUCACCACCCAGUUCAAUUUUUCUCCAACUGAGCUGGGGGAUGCUAAUAUAGACCUAGAUGAGUCUCAUGUUUAAUUCUUUAUCUUGUUAAGAGUUACAAGUAUAAACAAGAUGUAAAAGAUGAUCUUGCUAGAAGUUGGACAGUUUUGCUUGGAAAAAAAACAAAACAGCACUUUACAUCCUAUGAGUGGCACAGAUCUCAUAGAUUGUGUUGCUCAUGCACAUAUUGUUUCAUAAACAUCUAUAAAAAUCAAUGGCUAACAUGAUUUGGUUUCUGAAGACCAUAAAAACCAGGGAGCAAAAAGGGGAAAGAGCCAUUUCACUGCACAUUGUUUAUGAUUCAAGAAGCCUUGAGUAGUUAAAAAUGUUACUUAUCUAUUACAGAGUUACUUAGGUUUAUUAGCAAAUAAUAUGUUCUAAAGAUACAAUUUUUGGAGGUUGUUCACAUUAUAUACAUCUCAUGCAAAUAUGUAUUUUUAUAGUUUCAAAAUAUUGAGCAGGUGGUUAUCCAAGUAGCAAGUUAUAUAAAAACAAUCAAUAAGAAAAAUAUUAGUUUAGGAAAAUUGAAUAAUAAGCCUGUAGCCAUUUUUGUUUUGAUUAAUGGCAUAGCCAUUUACAAGGAGGAAAAGCACCAUUUUCAGGGCUGAUAUUUCAUUGUUUAUUUUUUGAAUUGUCAUUUUCACCGCAUUUUCUAAUCAAAAUGCUAUAGCAUAAGAUCCUUUCGUCUAAUAACCAGUCACAAUAAAGAGAGACUAUUCUAGAAAUUAUCAGACAUAAUUAGGUAUUAUGAAGGAUAUAAACAGCCUGUACCGGGUAAGAACUAAAUGUAAAUAUCAUAGCUAGAAAGAGAUGGCAUUUCUAUAUGUAGCAUUAACUACAUCAAUGCCAAGAUUAGGAAAUAUUGGGAAAUGUGAUUACUUUUUCUUAUAGCAUACAGUGCCUGCCCUCAGGGCAUAUUUUCAGAUAUUAAGGUUAUUAUUGUUAGGAUUGGUUCAAUACAAUAACUUUUUCCUCAAUGUUGAUAAUGUUCUUAUGAUCCUUUGGACAUCUAAGUUUAUGAGGAAGAAAAUAUAAAGUGAGCAAUGUCUUCAUAGACACACUCUAUGAAGUGUGUACUUUACCCUGAAAUUUCAACUACUUCAAGAAAAGCAUAAAGUUUAGAAGUCUUGUGAGGCCAUAUCUAAUGUAUUAUUGAUCCCAUAGUAGGGCUUGGUAUCACAGAGUCCAAGAAUGUGUGUCAAAAUUUUAUACUAGAAAACUGUUAUAUAGCAGUGAAACAUAUAACAAUGAAGUACACAACAACUCAUAUACAUACAGAUUGGUAUGGUGGUGGUAGUGAUGUGUGUGCUUGCACAUGAGCACAUGUGCUCACGUAUGUAUGUGUGUGCGUGUGUUUUCUAGUCCUCCAGUUAAAGUUAAAUAAAGACUUUGGUUAUAUGGCCAUGACUUUAAAACACAUUCUAUAUGCUUAAACUUUAAUUACAUUAGCUAUAGAAUGUAUAUAUCUAUAUAGAAGAGAGCUAUUAAACAUACCCAAAUCACAAAGAAAAGCUAUUUUUUUGUUAGAAUUGCUUAUUAGAUAGGCAUUGUUUAUAUUGUGAUUUAUACUUUCAAAUAUAAUUUGGGGUUUGGGCCCUUUCACUAAGAGAAUGAGCUAAAGAUAAAAGGCAAAACUGAUCUAAACUUCAGAAAAUAGAAGUGGUACAUAGUCUCCUUUGUGUUUUAUGAUAUUUUCAGAACAUUUACACUCAAUGUUGAAUUAAUUCUCAAGUGCAGAAAUAUACAUACAAGUGGUUCUAUGGUUCUUCUUAAGCUUAUGUAUUUCACCUGUUACAAAUUAUGCUGCUCAAUUAGUGUUAGAGGCCUUAUGUUUAGUAAUUACAAGUGUCUGGGCUAUCUGAGUCUUUAUGUGCAAAUUUGUUCCAGUUCUUUGCUUCUUGAUUCAAAUUAUCUUCAUUUAAUUGUAUCAAAUAUUUUAAAAGUAAAGGAGUCAAAGUAGAUUGUUAAAUAUCUGAUAAGAAUCUUAAAUACCUUUAUAUAUAUAUUUUUAAAGUCUUAGGCUUUUUUGAACAUUAUUAUGUUGGCCUGUCUGCCUUUUAGCUUGACUCCUUCACUCUAGUGUUAUGGAUGUCUGUAGGAAAUCUUUUUCAAUAAGCUAAGUAAUGUUGUACCAUGCAAAAAAGUCUCCACUCUGAGGGCCUUAUAGAGUGAGAAUGUUUUCAUACUGGAACUACUGAGAUUUUGCAGAUGAGCGCAUCUGUUCCAAUUAUGGUGCCCUUAAAUGUGUUGAAUGUAAUGUACUGAAUGUUUGUGUGUAAUUGAUAAAGUAUCUAUAUGUAUGUGCAUAAGACUGUCACAAGUAUGUAUUCUCAGGAAUACUAGUACCUGGAGUGAGAAGGAAUAACUAUUUAAAAAUGACCAGUUGGGGAAGAUUAUAAAGAAGUUCAGUAACAAUUUUGGUAAUGUUCAAAAUAUUAUUGAGCAAAUGACUAAAAGCUACUCAUUGCAUAUGAAAAAUGCAGUAUUGAUAAUACUAGACCAUUUUUAAGAAGUGAUGCUGAUUGAUAUUUAUCUUGUUCCAAGGAAAGUUAGAAUAGGCCUACUACCAUGAAUAAAAAUUGAAUUCGGUAAGAGGCUGCUUUUUCUGAAACUAAAAUUUGAGAGACCUUGGAAUAAACAUGUAUCACUCAUGAUAGUGGUGUAGAUUUAUACUACAAAGAUUCAAUUAAAGCAGUUCAAAUUCUAGAUAGAGCAUUUUAUAGAUCAAAACAUUUUACUUUAAGUUUUAGUAUUGCUGCUCUCUAUAAUUCUAUUAGAUACAUUAUUUGAAUUUUCAAAAAAUUAAAUUUCAUUGAGUGCAUUAUGAUAAGGCACUGAGAAAUAUAGUGUCAAAGGCAUAAGGGGGCAUGACAAUGCAGGGGCAGACAUCUUUGGUGGGAGGUCUUAGUGAGGCCUCUUGUAUUGUCUGGGAGUAGUUGGUUUGCCAUGUCAAGCCACCGAGAGUACCUCAGGCAAAAUGACAUCUCCUCCCUUCAGUGUCUGUUCCUUUAGUCAGUGAAGCACAUUCUCCAAUUUGCUGUUCAUCACCCAGAGUAUCUGAGAUGAGAAUAGGGUGGGGUCAGAAAUAGAAUUACACUCCAAACACAAAUUAAAUACCCUUCCUCAAAUUUUAGAGGAUACUAUAAGUUUGUGGAAUUUGCUGCUAUCACACCGUCAUGCUGUAAGUCAUGCUAUUGCCCUGUGACCUCACGUUUCCAAUUCCAUGGCCUUGUCUUAGCAGUAGAAAGUCCCACUUCCUCAUUUAUUUAGUGGUUCUUACUAACUGCAGCAUUUCAGAAACAAAGUUUGGUUUGACACUCAGGAGAUUAAAAACUAAGUUAAGGGCAGAAUGUAUUUGGAAAAACUUUAAAAAAAUUACUUGUAUUAUUUUAGAAUCACUUAGGAUAACAGAUCACUGUACCUCCAUAGUAUUUUUCAAUAGUCACUGUGACUGCAGGAUGAAAAUCCAUUAUUAGCCAUUUUAUAGGUAAAAUCAAGAUUGAUGACACAGCCAACUUCCCUCAGAUGACUAUGAAGUCUGUUAUGAAUACCGAAUGACCAAAGAGCAUGGACUAAAAUGUGUAUGAAUAAAUAUGAAACAUUUAUGAAAGAUAUUUAUGAAAGAUUUAAGACUUCUGUGUUUGAAUAUGCACAUAUAAUAAAUAUAAAAACAUUUGAGAUGCUUGAUUUUCAUUUCUCAAUAUACGGAUUAGAAGGACAUUCAAUAAAGUGUUUCUAUUGGA
Messenger RNA from Sorex fumeus (smoky shrew), 13639 nucleotides. It is a transcript of the gene UNC80, whose product is annotated as unc-80 homolog, NALCN channel complex subunit. The record is from RefSeq and is a predicted model, not a curated record. Gene Ontology annotation, molecular function: monoatomic cation channel activity. The transcript is spliced from 64 exons. Gene Ontology annotation, cellular component: cation channel complex; axon. Gene Ontology annotation, biological process: monoatomic cation homeostasis. NCBI's taxonomy places the organism in Eukaryota, Metazoa, Chordata, Mammalia, Eulipotyphla, Soricidae. Bases 156 to 9932 code for a protein of 3258 amino acids.